AUGACGACGACCAAGUACACGUCCAGUGUUGGCGCUUCAGACGUUGAUCGGCCAAUUGCACAAACCCCAUCCAAACCGAAACACUUUCAAAACCACACAGUGUCUUAUCGUCGCUAUCAGAUCAACAUCUUCAAACGCAAACGCAAACGCAAACACAGGCCCAUCGAGGAGUCAUCCCCACUCGGGCCCGUCGACUUCACCGCGUUUUUCAGCCGACCGAAUGACACAUACUCAACGCCCCCCUCGAAUUCGAACACGCAGCCUCCAUCGCCGGUGCUGCGGCAUGCAUACGUAGUAGUACAAUAUAGCCAGAAUUCUCAUUCGUCAUCACAUUCAUUCUCCUUCCUGUCUUUUUUCGACAUUCCGUCGGGAGGUGACAGAGUGUAA
Molecule: messenger RNA, 387 nt
Organism: Serpula lacrymans var. lacrymans S7.9
Lineage: Eukaryota; Fungi; Basidiomycota; Agaricomycetes; Boletales; Serpulaceae
Exons: 2
Coding region: 1-387 (128 amino acids)
Source: RefSeq, a predicted model, not a curated record